Messenger RNA from Elephantulus edwardii (Cape elephant shrew), 822 nucleotides. It is a transcript of the gene AKT1S1, whose product is annotated as AKT1 substrate 1 (proline-rich). Gene Ontology annotation, cellular component: cytoplasm. Bases 1 to 822 code for a protein of 273 amino acids. The transcript has 5 exons. Gene Ontology annotation, biological process: neurotrophin TRK receptor signaling pathway; negative regulation of protein kinase activity; negative regulation of TOR signaling. NCBI's taxonomy places the organism in Eukaryota, Metazoa, Chordata, Mammalia, Macroscelidea, Macroscelididae. The record is from RefSeq and is a predicted model, not a curated record.
AUGUCUUUUGAGGGCCGCGACGGCGCCGGCCCGGCCAUGCUGGCUACGGGCACGGCGCGGAUGGCGUCGGGGCGCCCCGAUGAGCUGUGGGAUGCCGUGGUGGGGGCCGCCGAGCGCUUCCGGGCCCGGACCGGCACCGAGCUGGUGCUGCUGACAGCUGCCCCGCCCCCACGCCCGGGCCCCUGCACCUACACCGCCCAUGGCCGGGGGGCCCUGGCCGAGGCCACCCGCAGCUGCCUCCAUGACAUCGCUCUGGCCCAUGGGGCAGCUACUGCCGCUAGACCUCCCAUGCCCCCACCACUGCAACAGCCACCUAGCCCUACACGGAGCACGCCUCAGCCAGCCCUGGCCAAGGAGGAAGAUGAGGAGGAGGAUGAGCCAACAGAGACGGAGACCUCUGGGGAAAGGCUGGGUGUCAGCGACAAUGGAGGACUCUUUGUAAUGGACGAGGAUGCCACCCUCCAGGACCUGCCCCCCUUCUGCGAGUCAGACCCCGAGAGCACCGAUGACGGCAGCCUGAGUGAGGAGACGCCUGCCGGCCCUGCGGCCUACUCCGUGCCCCCAGCCUCGGCCCUGCCCACGCAGCAGUACGCCAAGUCCCUGCCCGUCUCUGUGCCCAUCUGGGCCUUCAAGGAGAAGAGGACAGAGGCGAGGUCAUCGGAUGAGGAGAACGGCCAGCCGUCCUCGCCGGACCUGGACCGCAUCGCGGCGAGCAUGCGCGCCCUGGUGCUGCGGGAGGCUGAGGACACCCAGGUCUUCGGAGACUUGCCCAGACCUCGGCUCAACACCAGCGACUUCCAGAAACUGAAGCGGAAAUACUGA